AUGCCUUUGGAUGAAGAGGGUGCAAAAUGGUCCUGCGAACCAUGCAUUCGCGGUCACCGAUCUUCAAAAUGUCAACACUUCGACAGACUGAUGAUGAAAGUCCCCAAAGCUGGUCGCCCUCUCGCAAAAUGUCCACAUCCAAAAGGAUCAUGCAGCUGUCAGCGAACUCUUUCGAUGAUGAUCCGCAUUCCCAAAGGUACUGGUUGCGUUUGCCGCCCCAUCGAUACACCUGAUGAGAAUUCUCCUCAAAAUUCAGAGCCUACUAGUGGUACUCGUGCUUCGCUUUCCUCUCUGACUACAUCGCCGGCUCCUUGCAAAGUUCAAAAACCGGGCAGACGACAAAGCAGCAUCCAAGCCGUCCCCGAAAACAUUGCCCGAGCCCUCGAAGCCAUGCCUAUCAAUAUCAAGUAUGAGGAGGGGGCUAACGAAACCCCCGCUCGCCUUUCGUCUUUUUCAUUGGAUCACAAGGUCUACUCUCAUAAUGCCUAUCAAGCCAUGAAUGCCCUGCCAGAGGCAUCUUACGCUCCGCCGCAGGCAAACGGAUCGAGUUGUUGCUCUAAAAAGCCGCCCCCUCCUCCAGUUGCUCCUAGUGGAGGGGGAUCUUGCUGUAGUGGAAAAGCUGGCAGCGGAAAAGCUGGCCCGCAACCCACAGCCCCCCUUGUCUCCAAUGUGCCUGAGCUGCAUCAACAACACCAACAACAACAUUACCAACAAGGUUACCAACAGCAUCAGCAGGAACAAAAUAGCUGGAAUGGCACGUCCUACUCAAAUUUCACGCCAGCUCAGAUGGCAUGGCGUAACCCUAUGCCCACUGCUCAGCCUGUCCAGGGCCAGUUCAUACAUCCCUAUGGAUUACAAGACAACCAUGUACCCCAGGUAUACAUGAAUGCUUACUCACAAAGUGGUCCGUCUGACGCGUACUCUCAUACGGUGAAUGGUCUUGGAAUUACGCCGAGCUCUAUGUCAUCUUACAAUUCCACGCCAUCGCAGAAUUCAGUUUACACCCCUACCAAUAUGAGCGUUGAUCCGUCCCAUGAUUGUCAAUGCGGAGAGGAGUGCCAAUGUUUGGGUUGUGCAUCUCAUCCUUUCAACAAUACCACUCGCCAACGUGUUCAAGAAAUGGGUGAAAUGAUGACCAUUGGUGGUGGCAAGUCAGCAAUCGAGACGUAUCAGUCUCCCACCUUCUCGGGCAGUCACAAUUGGGAGCGCUUCAAUUACCUACCCCAGGGGUUGGAUCACAGUCAGAGCAUACAACAGCAAAACUACGAGCCAUACUCGGAUCAGUCUCAUGUGCCCCAAGGCUCAAAUUUCCCUCGCCCGUAUACUUCACCAGUUGCAGUCGGCCAGGUUAUGAAUGAGCAGCUGAUGCACACCUCUGAAUACUACACUCUGGAGUAUCCGGUAGGAAUCCCUUCGGCUUGCUCAGACGUGACAGGCAGUUGCCAGUGUGGCAAUGACUGCAGCUGUGUAGGCUGUCUGACUCAUAGCGGCCACAACGGGCUACCGCUUGAGGCUCCUUUACAAGAGCCCGCACUCCCUGUUCACAGCAAUGAUCAUCUUGUUUCAUCUGGUGAACAAGUGCCCGCGACGACUUCUAGUAUGCAAACCUCUCGCAUCCCGGUACUUGAAAACUUAUCAGUUCCGUGCUUGAGUCCGCGCACGCUGGAGACAUCGAUGAUUUAA
Molecule: messenger RNA, 1683 nt
Organism: Penicillium manginii
Lineage: Eukaryota; Fungi; Ascomycota; Eurotiomycetes; Eurotiales; Aspergillaceae
Product: copper fist DNA-binding domain-containing protein
Exons: 3
Coding region: 1-1683 (560 amino acids)
Biological process (GO): intracellular copper ion homeostasis; positive regulation of transcription by RNA polymerase II; intracellular iron ion homeostasis
Cellular component (GO): nucleus
Molecular function (GO): copper ion binding; RNA polymerase II cis-regulatory region sequence-specific DNA binding; DNA-binding transcription factor activity, RNA polymerase II-specific
Source: RefSeq, a predicted model, not a curated record